Ornithorhynchus anatinus (platypus) is the source of this 7379-nucleotide messenger RNA. It is a transcript of the gene ZFHX2, whose product is annotated as zinc finger homeobox 2. The record is from RefSeq and is a predicted model, not a curated record. The transcript is spliced from 11 exons. Lineage: Eukaryota; Metazoa; Chordata; Mammalia; Monotremata; Ornithorhynchidae. Gene Ontology annotation, cellular component: nucleus. Bases 1 to 7317 code for a protein of 2438 amino acids. Gene Ontology annotation, biological process: brain development; regulation of neuron differentiation; regulation of transcription by RNA polymerase II. Gene Ontology annotation, molecular function: DNA-binding transcription factor activity, RNA polymerase II-specific; RNA polymerase II cis-regulatory region sequence-specific DNA binding; zinc ion binding.
AUGCCCCGGCCUCGCCUCAGGAGCCCUCCCCCGGCGCGCCCCGUGAACCCGCCACCAAAGAUCCCGCCGCCGCCCCCGCCGCCGUUGGACCUGAGCGACCACCUGCUCUUGGCCGCGGACGGCUCGGUCUAUCUCCUGGCCGAAGCGCCGCACGCGGGGGGCCCCGAGCUCCCCUUACCAAAGGGCUCCCCCGGGGCCGGGGCCUCAGGGGCGGGCGGUGGGCCCGGCCCACCCCCCGCCCCACCCCCCGCCCCCCUCACCGCCCUCCACAUCCAACCCGGCUGUGACCCACUCCAAGGCUUUAGCUCUUCUGACCAAAUUCAGUCCCACAAUACCUCAGCUCCACCGCCGGCCGCCCGCGGCGGGGCGGGGGGGGCCCUCCGGAGCUACCGGCCGGCCGCCCGCCCCCCCAGCGAUCCCAAAGAUGGCCCCGGCGGCGGGGGCGGCCGAGCGGGCCGGGGGGCGCCCUUCUGGCUCUGCCUGCCGUGCCGCCUGGGGUUCGGCCGGGCCGGGGCCUUCGCGGCUCACGCCCGGUCCCACGGGAGCCCGCCGACCCCGCCCCAGCGCCGCGGCCUGGCCCGCCACCCGGCCGUGCUGCACCGGGGGCCCGAGGGGGAGCCCGCCACGCUCCUCAGCUUUCUGGAACCAAAAACCCCCCCGGGACCCCCGCCCCCGGGGCCCCUCGGUCCCGGGGCGGAGGCGGCGAAUGAGGAGGAGGAGGAAGGGGAGGAGGAGGAAGGAGAGGAGGAGGAGGAGGAAGAGGAGGAGGAAGAGGCGGCGGUCCCCGCCCCGGCCCCGGACGCCUGGGACCCCAGCGCCGCCCAAGCCAAAGAAUGUCCAGCGGCAGCUGGCGAGGCGGGGCCGGACUGGCUCCCGGGGGUGCCCGAGGAAGACGGGGGUCCGCGCCCCCCGCGCAACCAAAGCUCCCCCACCCCCCCGGCCCGGCCCGGCUCCCCCGACGCCCCGGGCCGGCCCCUCCGCCCCGCCGCCGACGGCCCCGCGGGCCCGGCCUUCCCGGGCCUCGGCCCGGCCGGCCACGUGUCCCUGCUGCACUCGCGCAACUCCUGCAAGACGCUCAAGUGCCCCAAGUGCAACUGGCACUACAAGUACCAGCAGACGCUGGACGUCCACAUGCGGGAGAAGCACCCGGAGAGCAACAGCCACUGCGGCUACUGCAGCGCCGGGGGCGCCCACCCCCGCCUGGCCCGCGGCGAGAGCUACAACUGCGGCUACAAGCCCUACCGCUGCGAGGCCUGCAACUACUCCACCACCACCAAGGGCAACCUCAGCAUCCACAUGCAGUCCGACAAGCACCUGGCCAACCUGCAGGGCUUCCAGGCGGGGCCGGGGGGCCGGGGCAGCCCCCCCGAGGCCGGGGCCGGCCCGGGCGACCCGGACCCCAAGGCCAAGUCGUCCUGGCAGUGCAAGGUCUGCAGCUACGAGACCAACGUCUCGCGGAACCUGCGCAUCCACAUGACCUCGGAGAAGCACGUGCAGAACGUGCUGCUGCUGCACCAGGGGCUGCCCCUGGGCCUGCCCCCCGGCCUGCUGGGGCCCGGGCCGCCCCCCGCGCCCCCGGCCCCCUCCGACCUGUUCCAGUACUACGGCCCGCAGGGGCUGGGCCCGGCCCCGCCCGGCCCGCCCGGCUCGGGCCUGAGGCCCGAGAAGCCCCUGGAGGCCCAGCUGCUGCUCAACGGCUUCCACCCGCCGGGACCGUCGGCCCACAGGAUCCCCGCCCCGGCCCCGGACGGCGUCUCCCCGGACCCCCGCCCGCCGGCCGGCCGGCCUCCGGGGCCCGGCCCGGACGGGCCGCCCGCCUCGCCCCCGCCGGACGCCGACCGCUCGCUCAAGGCCUUCCGCUGCCUGGUGUGCCAGGCCUUCGGCACCGACAGCCUGGAGCUGCUGCUGUACCACUGCAGCGUGGGCCGCAGCCUGCCCGAGGCCGAGUGGAAGGAGGUGGCCGGGGACACCCACCGCUGUAAGCUCUGCUGCUACGGCACCCAGCUCAAGGCCAACUUCCAGCUCCACCUCAAGACCGACAAGCACGCCCAGAAGUACCAGCUGGUGGCCCACCUGCGGGAAGGGGGCGGGGGGGCCCCGUCGCCCGCCCCGCCCGGGGAGGGCCCCCCGUUCGGGCCCGUCUCUCCCCUGCACCUACGCUGCAACCUCUGCGAUUUCGAGGCCAACAGCAAGGAGAAGAUGCAGCUGCACGCCCGUGGCGGGGCCCACGAGGAGAACAGCCAGCUGUACCAGUUUCUGCUGGAGAUGGAAGAGGCCGAGGCCGGGGCCGAUCUGGGCCUCUACCGCUGCCUGCUGUGUACCUGGGAGACCCCCUCACGCCUAGCCCUGCUGCAGCACCUGCGGACCCCCACCCACCGCGACGCCCACGCCCAGCGGCGGCUGCAGCUGCUGCAGAGCGGCCGGGGGGUCGAGGAGGGGCUCCCCGCCCUGCACGGCUUUCUCCGCUUCGGCCAGAGCCCGCCCAAGCCCCUCGGGAAAGCCGCGGUCCCGGUGGAGUCCCGCACCCCGGAGGAGGCUUCGUCCCGGGCUCCCGAGCAGGCGGAGACCAGGACCGGCAGCUCGGGGGACCCCGCCGUCCAGACCACGGUGUACUGCUGUCCGUACUGCAGCUUCGUGAGCCCCGCGUGCGAACAGGUGCGGGCCCACACCGUGUCCCAGCACGCCGUGCGGCCCAAGUACCGCUGCCCUCUGUGCCAGGAGCAGCUGGUGGGCCGCCCCGGCCUACACUUCCACCUGAGCCACCUGCACAACGUGGUGCCCGAGUGUGUGGAGAAGCUGCUGCUGGUGGCCGUCACCGUGGAAACCCCCUUCCUGACCAAAGUGCUGCCUGGGCCCAGCCCGAGCCCCCCUGGGGACGCCCAGGAGCCUCCCACUCCUGAGCCCGAAUCGGCACCCGCUGGGGACCCGGCAGGGGAAGGCCCCCACCCGACCCCGGCCGCCAGCCCGGCCCCUCCCCCGUCCCCGCGGCUCCCCCCGCCCGAGGUCCCCGAGCAGCCCCCGGGCGGCCCCAAGCCCCCCUCCCCGGCCCCCUCGCCGCCCGCCCGCCCGGAGGCCCAGCCCACGGAGGGACCCGUCCCCGCCGCGGGGGACGAGGAAGGGGAGCAGGAGGAGGAGGAGGAGGACGGGGCGGGCACGGCCUCGGGGGACCCGGACCCGGGUGCGGGCGAGCCCGCCCCGGCCGAUGCCCGGCCCCCGCCGCCCUACCGCAAGACCAGCAACCUGGCGCUGGACAAGUUCCUGGACCCGGCCCGGCCCUACAAGUGCACCGUGUGCAAGGAGUCCUUCACCCAGAAGAACAUCCUCCUGGUGCACUACAACUCCGUCUCCCACCUGCACAAGAUGAAGAAGGCGGCGGCCGACCCCUCGGCGCCCGCCCGGGGGGAGCCCGGGGCCCCCCACGCGGCGGCCGUCGCCGCGCCCGCCCCCGCCGCGGCGGCCGACAAGCCCUUCAAGUGCGCCGUGUGCCGCGUCUCCUACAACCAGAGCUCCACGCUGGAGAUCCACAUGCGGUCGGUCCUGCACCAGACCCGCUCCCGCGGGCCCCGGCCCGAUCCCCGGCCCGACGGCCCCGAGGAGCCCAGGGAGGCCGAGCCCGGGCCCGAGAGGCGGGGGCCCGAGGCGGCGGGGGGCGGCCUCGCCCCGGGGCUCCCGUUCCUGCCGCCGCCGCCGCCCGCCCUGGACCUGCCCCGUUUCCCGGCCCCCCUCUUCGCCCCGCCGGUGCUGCCCCCCUUCCCCCUGGUGCCCGACUCCCUGCUUCAGCUCCAGCAGCAGCAGCAGUUGCUCCUGCCCUUCUACCUGCCCGACCUCCAGGUAGGGCCCAAGCUGGCCUUGGCCGGGCCCACCCCGGUCAUCUCCCUGCCCCCCGCCGCCCCCGCGCCCCCGCCCCCGCGGGCGGGGGCGGACGGAGAGGGGACCCCGCCGGCGGCGGCCGAGGAGGGGGCCGAGGCGGGGCCGGCCUCCCCGCCCCGCCCGCCGCCGCCCAGCGAGGCGGCCCGCACCGCCGCCAGGGCCCUGCUGGAGAACUUCGGCUUCGAGCUGGUCAUCCAGUACAACGAGGGCAAGCAGCCGGCGGCCGCCCCGCCCCCCGCGCCGCCUCCGCCCGAGGCCCGGGGCCCCGGGGCCAAGCUGGCCUGCGGGACCUGCGGGAAGCUCUUCUCCAACAUGCUGAUCCUCAAGACGCACGAGGAGCACGUGCACCGCCGCUUCCUGCCCUUCGAGGCCCUGAGCCGCUACGCCGCGCAGUUCCGCAAGAGCUACGACAGCCUGUACCCGCCCCCGGCCGAGGCCCCCCGGCCCCCCGACGGGAGCCGGGACCCGCCCGGCCCGGAGCCCGACGGGGCCGAGGAGCGGGGCCGCCGCCGGCCCCGGGAGGAGGGCGGGGAGGAGGAGGCCGGCGGCGGCAGGGCCGGGGGGCCGCCCCCGGGGCCCGGCCCCGGGGGCCGCCGCUUCUCCCGCACCAAGUUCACCGAGUUCCAGUCCCAGGCGCUGCAGUCCUUCUUCGAGACGAGCGCCUACCCCAAGGACGGAGAGGUGGAGCGGCUGGCGGGGCUGCUGGGCCUGGCCAGCCGCGUGGUGGUCGUGUGGUUCCAGAACGCCCGCCAGAAGGCCCGCAAGAGCGCGGGCGAGGGGGCGGCGGCGGGCGGGGGCGGCGGGGGGCCCUCGGCCUGCAGGCGCUGCCGCUCCGCCUUCCCCUGCGUCUUCGAGCUGGUGCGGCACCUGAAGAGGUGCUACGACCACCGGCCCCCGGAGGAGGAGGAGGAGGAGGGAGAAGAAGGGGAGGAGGAGGGAGAGGACGCGGCGGCGGCGGGCGCGGCGCCGGCGGAGGAGGAGGACGGGGAGGACGAGGAGACGGAGGGGGAGGGAGACCUCGCCGACGGGGAGCGGGCCCCCCGGCCCUCGGCGGCCGAGGUCCCCGCGCCGGGGGGCGGGGAGCCGGAGGGGCCGGCGGCGCCCCCGGCCGCCCCCGUCCACGCCCGUGACCGGUGCGCGGCCGCCUUCCCCGGCCGGGACCUCGCGAGCGGCCGCCGCGGCCCCCACCUGCCGCCGCCCCCCGCCCCGCCCGCGGCCCCCGCCCACCCGCCGGACCCUCCCCCGCUGGCGUUCGGGGAGCGGGGUCCCCCGGCGGCCGGGCCCCCGCCGAAGCGGCGGCACGAGGACGGCAGCCCGUCGCCCACGGGCAGCGAGGCGGGCGGGGCGGGCGAGGGCGAGCCGCCCCGGGACAAGCGCCUCCGCACCACCAUCUUGCCCGAGCAGCUGGAGAUCCUGUGCCGGUGGUACAUGCAGGACUCCAACCCCACCCGCAAGAUGCUGGACUGCAUCUCCGAGGAGGUGGGCCUCAAGAAGCGGGUGGUGCAGGUCUGGUUCCAGAACACCCGGGCCCGGGAGCGCAAGGGCCAGUUCCGGGGCGCCCCGCCCAGCCCCGCGGGCAAGCCCCCCGCCGGGCCGCCGGCCCCCUUCGCCAAGCUCGCCCUCCCGCCGGGCCGGGCGGAGGAAGGGCGCGAGGCCCCCAGGCGGGAGCCGCCCUCCACCCCGCCGCCCGGCCUCCCGCCCUGCCCGCCGCCCGGGAGAGAGGCCGCCGCCGCCGCCCCGCCGGAGGCCCCCCCGCCGCCGCCGCGGCCCCCCGGAGAGGAGGGGCCCGAGGAGCCCCCCAGGGCCUCCCCCCUGAGCGAGGCCGGCAGCCCGGCGGCCUCCGGCGGGGACCUGAGCGACUCCUCGGCCUCCAGCCCGGCCGAGGCCGGGUCCCCCGGGGGCGGGGGCGGGCCGGGGGGCGGGCCCGGGGCGCCGGACGGGCCGGGGCAGCGGCGCUACCGGACGCAGAUGAGCAGCCUGCAGCUGAAGAUCAUGAAGGCGUGCUACGAGGCCUACCGCACCCCGACCAUGCAGGAGUGCGAGGUCCUCGGCGAGGAGAUCGGCCUGCCCAAGAGGGUCAUCCAGGUCUGGUUCCAGAACGCCCGGGCCAAGGAGAAGAAGGCCAAGCUGCAGGCCGGGGCGGCGGGCGAGGGCCCCCCGCCGGGCGGCGGAGCCGCCCCCCGCACCGACUGCCCCUACUGCGACGUCAAGUACGACUUCUACGUCUCCUGCCGCGGCCACCUGUUCUCCCGCCAGCACCUGGCCAGGCUCAAGGAGGCCGUCCGGGCCCAGCUCAAGAGCGAGAGCAAGUGCUACGACCUGGCCCCGGCCCCCGAGGCGGCCCCCGCCGCCCCGCCGCCCCUGGGGGCCGCCGCGCUGCCCCCCCGCCUGGCCCCCGUGCUCCUGUCGGGCCCCGCCCUGGCCCAGCCCCCGCUCGGCGGCCUGGCCCCCUUCAAUCCGGGGCCCGCGGCCUCCCCGGGCCUCAUCGGCCUGGCCGCGUCGGUCCUGCCGGCCACCGCCGUGGUCCAGCCGGCCUCCGCCCGCCCCGGGCCUCCGAGACCCGCGCCGGACCAGGCCGCCGCCCACUCGGCGGGGCCCGACGGGGCCGCCUCCGCCGCCGCCGCCGCCGCCGCGGGGCCCCCGGCCGAAGCCCCGGGGGACCGGGCCCCCGGCGGGCCCGACGCCCCCGGCGCCGUCCCCGCCGCCUCCGCCGACGCCCUCAAGAACCUCAAGGCGCUGAAGGCCACGGUGCCCGCCCUGCUGGGGGGCCAGUUCCUGCCCUUCCCCCUGCCCGCGGCGGGCGGCGCGGCGGCCCCCGCCGUCUUCGGCCCGCAGCUCCCGGGCGCCUACUUCCAGCAGCUGUACGGCAUGAAGAAGGGGCUGUUCCCCAUGAACCCGGUGAUACCUCAGACCCUCAUCGGGCUGCUCCCCAACGCCCUGCUCCCACCGCCCGAGCCCCCGGCCGCCGCCCCGCAGCAGCCCCCCGGGCUGCCCGCCCCGGCCCAGGGGGACGCGGGCGAGGCCGACGAGCUGCUGGCCGGGGCCGCCGGCAUCUCCACCGUGGACGUGACCCACCGCUACCUUUGCCGCCAGUGCAAGAUGGCGUUCGAGGGGGAGGCGCCCGCCGCCACCCACCAGAGGUCCUUCUGCUUCUUCGGGCGCGGCCCGGGGGCCGCCGCCGCGCCCCCUCCGCUGCGGGUGCCCGUCUGCACCUACCACUGCCUGGCGUGCGAGGUGUUGCUGAGCGGGCGCGAGGCCCUGGCGGCCCACCUGCGCUCCUCCGCCCACCGGCGCAAGGCCGGGCCCGCCGGGCCCACGCCCGCCACCCCCCCGGGGCCCACGCCUCCCCCCGGCACCGCCGCGGCUUUUGCCAAAGAGGAAGCGAGAUUACCUCACACGGACUCAAACCCAAAAACUACUUCUACCUCUACACUCGUAGCUUUAUAACCAGAGAAACCAAGACGGGGGAGAGGGGGGACGCCCUGGGCCGCCCCCUCUCCCCGCCCACC